This is a messenger RNA of Mercurialis annua (annual mercury), 1657 nucleotides long. RefSeq names its product protein ABSCISIC ACID-INSENSITIVE 5. Bases 150 to 1427 code for a protein of 425 amino acids. Gene Ontology annotation, cellular component: nucleus. Gene Ontology annotation, molecular function: DNA-binding transcription factor activity. The record is from RefSeq and is a predicted model, not a curated record. Gene Ontology annotation, biological process: positive regulation of DNA-templated transcription. The transcript is spliced from 6 exons. NCBI's taxonomy places the organism in Eukaryota, Viridiplantae, Streptophyta, Magnoliopsida, Malpighiales, Euphorbiaceae.
UCUUUAAUGGGUUCUUUCUUGGACAUGAAGAUCUCUAAAAUAUAAAUAUGUUUCAUUUUCAAGUUAAAGACAUAAAACCCACUUCUCUACCUCAUUCUUGCAUUCAAAUGUUCUUCUAAGGUCCACUUACAGCAUCAAAAGAAAAGGAAAUGGCUGUUACAGAUUCUGAAGUGACCUCCCAAGGCGAGGUCGAUUCGCCAUUGCAAUCCGAUCAACCAUCGAAAAACCACCCAUUCUCGUCUCUCGGCAGGCAAUCUUCCAUUUACUCACUCACACUGGAUGAGUUUCAGCAUGCACUUUUCGAGAGCGGCAAGAAUUUCGGGUCGAUGAACAUGGAUGAAUUCCUGACGAGUAUCUGGAACGCCGAGGAGAAUAAUCAGGCAGCUGCUGUGACGAGUAAUAAUAAUGAUCACCUCAGUUACAUGAACAAUGGUAAAGGAAAUAAAGGAAAUCAUCAGGGUGGUUAUAAUGAUGUAAUAACUGGAAAUGAUCAUAGAACUAUAUCUAAACAGCCUAGUUUGGCCAGACAAGGUUCGCUUACGUUGCCAGCACCGUUAUGUCGGAAAACGGUGGAUGAAGUUUGGUCGGAUAUACACAGAGAACAUCAACAGAGGGGACAGCAUAGUAGCAGUACUAAUAAUUUGCAGAAUCCUGAGUCCGCUUCUAGACAGCCGACUUACGGAGAAAUGACAUUGGAAGAUUUUCUAGUCAAGGCCGGAGUUGUAAGAGAACAUGGUACUACUAAUCCGUCACCUCCGCUGUUUCCGCCUCAACAACCACAGUACGGACUUUAUCAGAACACUAACAGUAACAAUCCUGCUACGGGGACAGGUUUUGUUUCCAGGCCCGUUUUGGGUGCGUGUGGUGUUGGUGGAGCCAGAGGUGGCGGUUUGCCAGGAAAUGCUGGGACUACCUUAGAGACAUCGGAAAGGAAUGGAGGGUUUGUACCGCUAACAGUGGUGCCACCUUCAGGUUCGGUCUAUGGAGGAAGGAUUGGGAAUGGUGGUGGAUAUGCACCAAUCCAGGGUACUGGCGUUGUGGGGCAAGUUAGUCCUGUCUCGUCCGAUGCAAUGGUUGAUAAUGUUCCAAAUCAAUUUGGAAUUGAUGGAGGAGGAUUGAGGGGAAGGAAGAGGACUCAUGAUGGACCUGUUGAGAAAGUUGUCGAGAGGAGGCAACGGCGGAUGAUCAAGAAUCGAGAGUCGGCUGCAAGGUCUAGAGCUCGAAAACAGGCGUACACGGUUGAAUUAGAAGCAGAGCUAAACCAAUUAAAAGAAGAAAACAAACAGCUUAGGCAUGCUCUAGCAGAGCUUGAGAGGAAAAGAAGACAGCAGCAUCUUGAGGAAGUGAGAAUGAAAGCACAGUCUAAGGCUCAAAAGGCAAAAGAAAAACUAAGGAUAAUGAGAAGAAACUUUAGUUGCCCCUUAUAACAGACUCUUUGCAACUUGCAGAAUUUUGACGAAAAGCACGAAUAGUGACUGAAAGGACUACGGAGAUACAAAGAUUUAAGGGUAAGAGAAAGAGAUACAAAAGUGCAGUUGAGGAAUGAGGAGAUGAACUGUCUCUCUAUUUUUCUUUUUCACUAAGAUUUUAAAAAGUUAUGGAAUGUAUAACAUUUUCAUUAUCUCAAUGACAUAUCUAGUUGCAGAAAUUUAGCUAA